AUGAUGGCCCAGGUAGACGCUCUCAUCCACUCAUAUCUGGCAGCUCGUGGUUAUGCCUGCUUGCGUGUUGAUAUGCGGGGCACCGGCGACUCUGAGGGUGUGUUGCAUGGCGAGUAUCUGCAACAGGAGCAGGAUGAUGCAUUGGAGAUUUUAAAAUGGAUCGCCUCCCAGCGCUGGUGCACAGGUUCCGUCGGUAUGAUUGGGAACUCAUGGGGCGGCUUCAAUAGCCUUCAGGUUGCCGCGCGCCGCCCCCCUGAGCUGAAAGCCAUCAUCUCAAUGUGCUCAAGUGACGACCGCUAUGCCGAUGAUGUCCACUACAUGGGAGGCUGUCUGCUUAUCGAGAACUUUACCUGGGGCGCCGCGAUGUUUGGUAUUAUGCCCGGGCCACCUGACCCUGCUAUUGUCGGCGACAAGUGGUACGAUAUUUGGAUGCGACGGCUUGAAGCUGGUGGAAACUACCUCUCAGAAUGGCAUGAGCAUCAGCGACGCGAUGAGUUCUGGCGUUAUGCCUCAAUCUGCGAAGACUAUGGCGCCAUUCAAUGUCCCGUCUAUCUGGUCAGCGGCUGGAUGGAUGCGUAUACAAAUCCUGUCUUCCGCAUGCUCGAACAUCUCGAAAGCCCCAAGAAAGGCCUGAUCGGUCCUUGGGCCCACGCCUAUCCAAACUAUGCCAUGCCUGGGCCGCGGAUCGGAUUCCUCCAAGAGUCCAUACGCUGGUGGGAUAAAUGGCUGAAGGGCACCGAGACGGGUAUUAUGGAGGAGCCGGUUCUCCGUUCCUACAUUCAGGAUACAGUCCCCCCUCGCACCACUCACGCCUCGCGCCCCGGACGCUGGGUGGCGGAAGCCAGUGUGCCUAGUCAAGGUCUCCUACCUCAGCCUCUAGGGCUUGCUCCCGGUCGGCUUACCUCUAGCAUUGGAUCAAGCGACGAGAAGAUUUCCGUAUGUUCACCGCAGACCGUGGGCUUUGCCGCUGGACGAUGGUGCCCAUUCGGUCUCAAUGGUGACGGCCCCGGUGACCAAAGACAAGAAGUUGGCGGCUCGUUAGUAUUUGACGGUGAAGCACUCAGCCAACCCGUCGAUCUUCUCGGUGCCAUAGUCGUCAACCUACGCGUGUCAAGCAACAAGUCCAGCGCUUUCAUUGCAGCUGUGGUCUCCGAGAUCCUCCCCGAUGGCUCUGCGACACGACUAACAUACGGUGUUCUAAAUCUCACGCACCGCCACGGCCACACUGAUAUCCAACCCCUCGAGCCCGGCCGCUUUUACAACGCGACUCUAAGGCUAAAUGACUGCGGGCAGCGGAUAAGCGCUGGAAGCCGCCUGCGCCUUGCGCUGUCAACGUCCUACUUUCCUAUUAUUUGGCCAUCUCCGGAGGCAGCCACAUUGACCGUUGACCUUGCUCAUAGUAUAUUACAUCUCCCCGUACGAGCUGAAAGUCCGCUAGAUACAGAACUUCCUCCAUUUGAACCAGCCGAGAAUGGUAAACCCCUACAAACCAUCAAACUGCGAGAGGGGAGUCACAAAUCUACUAUCACCCAGGACUUGGAGACCAGCGAAGUAAGUCUUUGCAUCGACACGGAUAGCGGACUGGUGGAGUAUGAGGAUAACGGCUGGCGCUUCGGCGCAAGUGGGAAAUUCAAUUGCGGCGUACUCCCCGACGAUCCACUUUCUGCACACGUCGAGCAUCGGUUCCGGAAGGAAUAUGGCCGUGGCGAGCUCACGUUGGUAACGGAAGGGUGGAGCCGCAUGAAGGCGUCUCUGACCGAAUUUCACAUCACCUCGAGACUGGACGUGUUCAAAAAUGAAGAGCACGUGUUUGGACGGGACUACGAUUACUCGAUUCCUCGCGAUCAUGUAUAA
Messenger RNA from Phaeoacremonium minimum UCRPA7, 1854 nucleotides. RefSeq names its product putative hydrolase family protein. The transcript has a single exon. Gene Ontology annotation, molecular function: dipeptidyl-peptidase activity. Bases 1 to 1854 code for a protein of 617 amino acids. The record is from RefSeq and is a predicted model, not a curated record. Lineage: Eukaryota; Fungi; Ascomycota; Sordariomycetes; Togniniales; Togniniaceae.